GCUUCGACCUGAGACUGCUCCAUCACUCAAAGCUUCAGAAAUGGCAGCGAAGCCCCUAAAAAGCAACGAUUCAAAGAAGAGAAAGAGAAUUGCUGGACCCAAAGGAGAGGAAAGAAAAGCCAAUCCCAAGAGAUUGAAAUCACCUUCUACCAAUAAUUCUCAGUCGGGGUCCAAGAAACCAUUCAAAGCAUCCAAACAACCACCAUCUAGGCAGUAUGGAGCUAAGCCUCCGACACAGAAGCACGUACCAGAUACCAAAAAACAACGUCGUUUGCUAGCAAAGGAAUUGGCUGAAGCAAGAAAGAAGAAGAGGAAGAAACACUACACUCUGGAACAAGAGCUUUCAAUCCUGUGGGAGAAGAUGCGACGUCGAGAUAUUGCGAAAGAAGAUAGAUCCAAAUUGGCAAGCGAAGCUCUAGGAAAAAUGAAGGGCAAGAUUCCUGAGAUCGCCAGUUCUCAUGUUUCAUCUCGUGUUCUUCAGACAUGUGUUAAGUACUGUUCACAAGAAGAAAAGAGUGCAGUGUUUAUGGAACUUCAGCCGCAUUUUAUUAGCCUAGCCACAAACACUUAUGCUGUUCAUCUGGUGACGAAGAUGUUAGAUAAUGCAUCCAAAGACCAGCUGUCAGAGUUUAUUUCCUCACUGUACGGGCAUGUUGCGCCUCUGCUUCGACACAUGGUGGGCUCACUUGUUAUUGAACAUGCCUAUGAUGUGGGAAAUGCAAGUCAGAAACAAACUCUACUUAUGGAACUAUACUCUCCCGAACUGCAGUUAUUCAAAGAUCUUGUCUCUAUGAAGGAAACCAGAUUAGUUGAUGUAAUUUCCAAGCUACAGUUGCAAAGGUCUUCUGUUGUACGUCACAUGAGCUCAGUGCUUCAACCAAUUUUGGAGAAAGGAAUAUUAGACCACUCCAUUAUACACAGAACACUAAUGGAGUAUCUGACUGUUGCAGAUCAGUCAUCUGCUGCAGAUGUAAUUCAGCAGUUAUCAGGUCCACUUCUUGUUCGGAUGAUACACACUAGGGAUGGUUCCCGGGUUGGUAUACUAUGCAUCAAACAUGGUAGUGCAAAGGAGAGGAAGAAAAUCAUUAAAGGAAUGAAAGGUCAGUGUGACAAGAUUGCUCGUGACAGAUUUGGGAGUAUGGUUCUUGUCUCCAUUCUUUCAACAGUUGAUGACACGAAACUCUUAUCAAAGAUCAUCGUUCGUGAGCUGGAGGGCAUUCUGAAGGAACUUGUUCUAGAUCAGAAUGGAAGGCGUUCGCUUCUGCAGUUACUUCAUCCAAAUUGUUCUCGCUAUUUAAGCCCAGAUGAUCUCAUGUCCUUAAGUUUGUCUAUCCCCUCUCUCAACACGAAGCAAAAAGAGUCUUCUGAGGUUAAUGAAGCAAGUGAUGAGGAGAAGAGAGACAAUGGUGAGAUCUUAGUUGAGGCAAAUACAGGUAAAAGUGCUGGGAAGAAUUCAGAUGUAAAUGAGGUUGCGAAGAAGGAUCCUUUAACGCGAAGGAGAGAGUUGUUGAUCAAUAGUGGGCUUGCCGAGAAACUCAUUGAUGUAUGCAGUGAGAUGGCAGAAAAUUUGCUAAGGUCAAAGUUUGGCAAGGAAGUGAUCUAUGAGGUAGUAACUGGGGGUGCUGAUGGUGUUCUUCACCCUGCUAUGGAUGAAAAGUUGGAAAAAUUGUAUGAAGUAAUAGCAACUCUUGUAGCAGAACCUAAAUCAGAGGGAGCAGAAGACGACCAUCUCCUUGAAGAUUUUCAUUCUAGCAGGACCAUUAGAAAGCUUAUUCUAGAUUGCCCUAUCUUUGCUUCCAAGUUGUGGGAGAAAGCUCUAAAGGGCAAAUGUGCAAUAUGGGCUCAGGGUCACAGUUGUAAGGUGAUUACUGCAUACCUAGAGGCCUCAGACCUUGCCUUGCGUGAAGCAGCAAAGAAAGAGCUGCAACCCUUAAUUGAUAGUGGCGUUCUUACAUUACCUGCAGUUAAUGAGUCUGCCAAAGCCGAUCAGGACUUCCAUUAAGGAGCAAGAUUGGGAUUAUGUCCAAGCGAACUAAGCAUGAUUGCACUCAUCCAGCCAUUCAGUGUCUUCCAACAUUUGCAACUGCAUCUGAUGAGUUGCUCCAGUUGCAUAAGAUUGGUGAACACUAAAGUUUUGUACUCAAGGUGUAAAAGUAAAUAUUUGACUUAGGAACCCCUUUAAUCUGUUAGAAGGAUAUUGUAAAAUCACUUGGUGCUUAUGAAUCUUGCUUGCUGAUAAUGAAUUUUUUUUCUUUUACAAGCUA
Coffea eugenioides is the source of this 2264-nucleotide messenger RNA. RefSeq names its product pumilio homolog 24. Gene Ontology annotation, molecular function: mRNA binding. The record is from RefSeq and is a predicted model, not a curated record. Gene Ontology annotation, cellular component: nucleolus. The coding region runs from base 41 to 2002 and encodes 653 amino acids. Lineage: Eukaryota; Viridiplantae; Streptophyta; Magnoliopsida; Gentianales; Rubiaceae. Gene Ontology annotation, biological process: regulation of translation. The transcript has 17 exons.